Messenger RNA from Psilocybe cubensis, 654 nucleotides. RefSeq lists its product as uncharacterized. NCBI's taxonomy places the organism in Eukaryota, Fungi, Basidiomycota, Agaricomycetes, Agaricales, Agrocybaceae. The record is from RefSeq and is a predicted model, not a curated record. The transcript is spliced from 5 exons. Bases 1 to 654 code for a protein of 217 amino acids.
AUGCAAAGCACAGGUGAUGAACAGUUAUCCGCGCAGACAACUACGUCUGAAUCCGAUACCGAGAGGGUGAAAAAUGAGGUGCCUGGCAGUCACAAGUUAAAUUAUGUGCUCCCCUCUACUGUCGCUUCUGUAAGAGAUGGAUGGCAGUGGACAUGCCAAAGUGGGGCCGUAGUGUCUGGUCUUUUGGCUGCUAUAGCCGCUCAAUUGUUGACACUUUUUUCGACGCCUCCUCCGAACCAGGCCAGUCCCACGCCCCAGGCCGUUCAAGAUUUCCUUCUCAUCACCUGUUAUAUUGCAAUUUUCUUCAACAUCAACGCGACAAUCUGCUCAUUUACUCUGAUCGACAAGCUAGGCGAAAUAGGGUUCAAGACUUCUGCAAACAUACCUUCUUGUGAUCCGGAGAAACAAGGUGGCCAAAUUACAUGCACCCAGGAAGGGCUUUUGCAGAAAUAUAACGCGGGCAGGACGUGGAGACCGAUGCUUUGGUUUUGGCUUUUCAACUUCUUCGUCGGCGUCCUCUCGUUGAUUGUGUCGAUCAUGACAUUUGUUUGCAUCCAAGGGAGUAUCGCAAUGAAAACGACGCUGGGUCUCUCUGUCUUUAUCGACACUUUAGUCUUGUUCUAUUUUAUCGUAUCGAAUGGCUUUGCAGAUUGA